Molecule: messenger RNA, 794 nt
Organism: Sitodiplosis mosellana (orange wheat blossom midge)
Lineage: Eukaryota; Metazoa; Arthropoda; Insecta; Diptera; Cecidomyiidae
Exons: 5
Coding region: 120-794 (224 amino acids)
Source: RefSeq, a predicted model, not a curated record
UCUCAUCCAGCUGCCAAUAUUUUCCACUCUCGAAUCAUAUCUUUGUGAAAUACGUGGGAAUAUUUUGUGUAUACAGCUAAUUGAAUUAAUCAACGUUGCAGUGAAACAAAGAGAUCAACAUGAAACAAUCGUUGUGCACCGUUGUCAUCACCAUCCUACUAAUUGUAUGUCAACAUAUCAACAAUUCCAUCGCAUCGAAGAAUGAUAACGAGGAGCAUGAACGAAAUAAGCGUUUCGUUUUUUUGCAAACAAGUGGAAUUGGUUAUUUGGUAGCUCUGGCCAUUCCAACAAGUGCAGUUAAUAGGCAACGCGUUUAUAUGGCAUUCAAUUUUGAAGCUCAUUAUGGGCUCGCAAGUGCUGAAACAUUUUUGUCGAAAUUCAAAGCGCCGUUCAUCGGCGACAAUGAGGUAAAACGUGAUGUGCAUGGCACAAUAGUUGAUAAUCGAUUGAGACACUUUUCCGAUAAGAAGAAUGUGUACACACGAAAGAACUUUUACAGAAUUAUUGAGCAACAAAUUACUUCCUAUGGAUAUAAUGGAACUUCUUGCCUUUUACGAACGAUUUGCGAAACAUCGGAAACACCGUUUUAUGAGAACAAUGGCGUUUUUGGCAACAUUUUCCAUAUUUUAUUUACGCCAUCGUCAUCAAAGGCGGAAAAUAUCGAAUCGAUUUACUAUGAGGCCGAAUAUCAUGGACAAUUGCAAGAAUGCCAACGCUAUGUUGAAGAGUGCAAAAUCAGCUUCUUGGACCUGGUUUCCCAUAUGGUAUCGAUUGAAUCAAGGAAAAUGAUGUAG